This is a messenger RNA of Aspergillus ibericus CBS 121593, 1496 nucleotides long. RefSeq lists its product as uncharacterized. The coding region runs from base 331 to 1389 and encodes 352 amino acids. Gene Ontology annotation, biological process: nucleoside metabolic process. NCBI's taxonomy places the organism in Eukaryota, Fungi, Ascomycota, Eurotiomycetes, Eurotiales, Aspergillaceae. The transcript has a single exon. The record is from RefSeq and is a predicted model, not a curated record. Gene Ontology annotation, molecular function: catalytic activity.
GCCUAGAAACCCAACUAACAGCAAGGUUACAACAUAAACAUGAGCCAUGGGCUUUCGAACCUCUCUUUCACUCUUUGAUGUGAGCCGAAAACGACAUAUUCAAAAUCUAGACCCUUGGGCAUCAGUACCUACCUGGCGAGAGGACAAUUGAUACCAACGCUUGGGCUGCAAUGUCGACGCUUGGAUAAGCGGGGUUGGGAGGUAAGCGCGCAUAAACCUGCAUUUGAAGAUGUGCCCCUACUACUGCUUCUUGAAUGUGCGACUGCGUCCUUUUUGCAGAACCAUAAGAUCUCAACCGUGCUUCAUGGUGUAACUUGUAUUCUCGAUAGAAUGCACCUCCCGAAUUUCCAUUCCGCCCAAAAUGCAGCCUGGAGGUUGCUUGCAGUGGUGAAAGCAGUUUUUCAGACAACAAAAGACAUCCCUCCUGUCGACGCCUACACAGUCGGCUGGAUUUGUGCUCUGCGAGAAGAGUACGAUGCGUCUUGCCGAAUGCUGGACGAAGAGUUCGAAAACCCAGGCACUGAGCAAUUGCGCGACCCGAAUGCCUAUGUCUUUGGCCGCAUCGGGGAGCAUUUGGUGGCUCUCACACUCUUACGGACGGGUUCCUUCAAGAGCUAUAUUGCUGCACAAACAGCCCGAGAUAUGGCUCGCUCAUUUCCUCACUUGCGGUUCAUACUGUCGGUUGGCGUUGGAGACGGAAACCCUAGCCCAGAACAUGACGUCCAGGUAGGUGAUAUUGUGGUUGGUGUGCCCACGAAUACGGCUCGCGGCAUAGAGCAAUAUGAUAUGAGAAAGCAUCUUCGGGGUGGCCGCUUCGAACUAACUGGGCGAUUGAAUCCUCCACCAGAUGUGCUUCUGUCGGCAGUCUCCAAAGUACAAGGCCAAUAUAAUGGCCCGAUGAAGUCAGACAUCACAACGGAGCAUCUGAAACGGAUGAACGACUUGCCUGGAUUUCAACGUCCUGAGUAUGACCGAGUGUACCAUUCCGAUCAUAGGCAUGGUGGACAGAGUAAAGGAUCUGAAACCAGAGACAGGCUCGAUCGGAGAGGGAGCAAUUGCACUACCCGUGGAGUAAUGGCCCAUUAUGGGACAAUUGCUUCAGGUUGUGAGAUCGCGGAUGUCGUCACCAAGGCCGUAUACGCAGAUGACCCUAAGAUGAACAUCCUAUGCUAUGACACUGUAGCCGCAGGCUUGAUGAAUAGCUUUCCUUCGUUCAUCAUACGAGGAAUCGGCGACUAUUGUAAUAGCUGCCAGGAUGAUAGAUGGCGCAGUUAUGCUGCAUCGACGGCUGCAUCAUAUGCUCGCGAGCUGCUUCUCACUGUCAGGGCUGAGGGAGCGGUUAAUGAGCCAAGGCAAGAAAGUCUCGUGCACCUUCCGGGUACAGUGUGAACAUUCUUUCUCUCGAUGUAAUGUGAUGAGCAGUGUGUUCGGCACCAACAUCAUAUUCCACCAGUUGCAUGGCAAAGUCCAAGUGAGCAUGCGCCUCAAUAACUUUU